Molecule: messenger RNA, 1773 nt
Organism: Anopheles maculipalpis
Lineage: Eukaryota; Metazoa; Arthropoda; Insecta; Diptera; Culicidae
Product: ATPase WRNIP1-like
Exons: 2
Coding region: 1-1773 (590 amino acids)
Biological process (GO): DNA repair; DNA-templated DNA replication; regulation of DNA repair
Cellular component (GO): nucleus
Molecular function (GO): enzyme activator activity; single-stranded DNA helicase activity; ATP hydrolysis activity
Source: RefSeq, a predicted model, not a curated record
AUGGCGUACGUAAGCAGCCAAGAAGAGGUUGCCGAUAUGCAACAACCUUCAACCAGUAUUCCGAAAACGGUUUGUCCGGUGUGUGACAAAUGGUUUCCGAAGGUGCUGAUCGAGGAACACGUAGAUGAGUGUCUCAACCGGAGUGAACUCACCGAAGAGCAACAAGAGACAACAUCCAGCUGCGUUAGUGAAGCCAGUGGCUCCAAAACACCUACCACGGAAAGCCGCUCACGGCAACCUGUUGACGGGAGAGCGAAACGUAACUUUAGCAUCUUUGAUCGCAGUCCAAAGCCGGCCAAACGGUCACGCGAAGACGAUGCAGCACCACUAACAGUAUUGAGCUCGGUAAUAGAUAUAAAUUCCGACGUCGAGGACGAGCAACCAACAAAUGAGCAGAACACGAAGAAAUCGAAAAACGAUUCCACCGCACAGGUGAACGUGGCCAAAAAACCGUUACCACCUCUCGCCGAACUGAUGCGUCCAACGGAAAUCGAAAAUUACGUCGGACAGGAUCAAAUCGUUGGCCAAAACACAAUGCUCCGGAAACUGCUCGACAGUGGCACCAUUCCAAGCCUGAUCCUGUGGGGUCCGCCCGGCUGUGGCAAAACAACGCUGGCGAACAUUAUUGCCAGCCGAUGCAAGCGUGAAACGGCCACGUUAAAGUUUGUGAAGCUUUCUGCCACGAUGGCAGGCGUGGCAGAGGUGAAGGAGGUGGUAAAGACAGCUAAGAACGAUCUCAAAUACAACCGACGCACAUUGCUGUUUAUGGACGAAAUACAUCGGUUUAAUAAGCUGCAGCAGGACAUUUUUUUGCCGCACGUAGAGGCCGGCACGAUAACGCUGAUCGGUGCGACGACGGAAAAUCCAUCGUUCAGUUUGAAUUCCGCUCUGCUUAGCCGGUGCCGGGUGAUUGUGCUGGUGAAGCAUACGGUGGAGAGUAUGAUGCAGAUACUGACCCGUGCACUGCCCGAGUACGAAACGGUCAUGAUACCGGAAUGCGUCAACAAUAACGUGGACAAGGUGCCCGACUUUAGCAAGCUGCCAUUCAUUCCACGGACGAUAAUCCACGAGGACACUGUACGCUGGCUUGCGGAAACCUGUGACGGAGAUGCACGUAUCGGGCUGAACGGUUUGCAGCUCGCUCUGUCCAGUGUUGUAGGUGAUGUCCAAUCGAACGGAGGCAGCAGCAGUCCCUACGACCCACCAAAAACCGUCACCCUUCAGGAUGUUCGCGAGGGCAUUAAGAAAUCGCACCUUCUGUACGAUCGUAAAGGGGACCAGCACUACGACAUCAUAUCCGCUCUGCACAAAUCCAUCCGCGCGUCGGACGAUAAUGCCGCCCUCUACUGGGCAACGCGUAUGAUUGCGUCCGGCGAAGAUCCACGCUACAUCUGCCGCCGGAUGAUACGCAUGGCAAGCGAAGACAUCGGUUUGGCGGACACGAAUGCGCUGCAGGUCGCGACCGCAACACUGGCUGCCGUCCAGUCGGUCGGUUUGCCGGAAGCGGACUGUAUCAUUGCGCACUGUGCCGUCUAUCUGGCCCGGGCACCGAAAAGCCGCGCACUCUACGAUGCCUACCGCCGUUGCCGCGCUUCGAUCGAUGGGUGGAAGAAGGGACCGAUGCCGGGGGUGCCGCUACAUCUGCGCAAUGCCCCAACAAAAUUGAUGAAAGAUCUGCAUUACGGGGCGGGCUACAAUAUGCUGCACAAGGAUCAGUCCGGAUUAAGCUACAUGCCGGAAGGGUUGGAAGAUGAGAGUUACUUUUCGGAAUAG